Messenger RNA from Girardinichthys multiradiatus, 1969 nucleotides. RefSeq names its product zinc finger and BTB domain containing 8B (gene zbtb8b). Gene Ontology annotation, biological process: regulation of transcription by RNA polymerase II. The record is from RefSeq and is a predicted model, not a curated record. Gene Ontology annotation, molecular function: DNA-binding transcription factor activity, RNA polymerase II-specific; RNA polymerase II cis-regulatory region sequence-specific DNA binding; protein binding. The coding region runs from base 146 to 1732 and encodes 528 amino acids. The transcript is spliced from 5 exons. NCBI's taxonomy places the organism in Eukaryota, Metazoa, Chordata, Actinopteri, Cyprinodontiformes, Goodeidae.
AAAAAACGUCAUUGUUUAGCGAGGCGGAAGUCUUUGGCUUUUGUAGGCAUGGAACAAUGAAGCUCGCAAGCUGCUGUAUUUUAUCCGCGAGUAUGUUUCUGUCAGAGUCGUUCUGAAUAUAUAGGGCUCCGAGAAAAGGGAGACCAUGGAGGUACCCUGUUAUCUGUCUAAACUGCUGUUUGAGCUCAACGAGCAGCGAAAGCGAGAUUUCUUCUGUGAUUGCAGUAUCCUGGUGGAGGGGCGUGUUUUUAAAGCCCAUCGGAAUGUGCUAUUUGCUGGAAGCGGCUAUUUCCGGGCUCUUCUGGUUCACUACCUUCAGGACAGCGGACAGCGCUACAGCACAGCGUCGUUGGACAUCGUAACAGCUGACGCUUUCUCCGUCAUCCUCGACUUCCUCUACUCUGGCCGCUUAGCUCUUAACAGCAACAACGUCAUUGAGGUGAUGUCAGCAGCUAGCUACCUGCAGAUGACAGAUUUGGUCAACUUUUGCAAAGAGUACAUCCACUCAUCUUUGGAGAUUUGUAACAAGGAGAAGGAGAGGAACACGCAGAAAGAGAACAAGCCGGACGAUGGAGAGAUUGGACCUGCUGACAGUGGAACUCCUGCAUCCAUCUCAGGUGGUGCAGAUGUUACAGGGACAUGUUCAGAGGCUGUAGAGGCAGAUGGAGGCUCAGUUUUAGGUCCUGAGGCAGGGACCUCAACAAGGACGCCCUUGUCCACUGCUGUUGCCACCCCUGCCGGCUCCAGUAGAAACAUUGGCAGUGCUUACUCCUCUAAGGAAGGGUUUGCCCCUGGGAGUGAAGAACAAAAGGGGCACAUGGAUCAGACUAACCUCUCAUCCUCCUCAUCCUCUGCUUUGACUCCAGAGUUAGUGAACCCUAAAAUAGAGUACGACCCUGAUGAACUUGUAGAGUCCCCUGACACCAAAGACCUUGCUCCAUAUACAGGACCUUCUCUGCACAGCACACACCAUAGCAGGUUACUUCUCCAAAGUCCCUCAACCUCCAACGAGCGCUCCCCUUUGGGAUACAGCCCUUCAUUUAAUGCCCGACAGCUGAUGGAGAUUCUGUCCAGGGGUGAAGGCCCCAGAGGCCCCAGCCCUCUGGGGGACCGGGCAGGUCAGCGCUUCAGCCAAGGACUGGGCAGCAACACAGGAGGUGGCAGAAUGGAUGAAAAUUUAGGUUUUGUUGGGUCAUCUAUCAUGGAGAUCCAAUCUGAUUGGCUUGGAGAGGACACAGGCGAUGGCUUGGUAGUGCCAGUAAAACUCCACAAGUGCCCUUUCUGUCCAUACACUGCCAAGCAGAAAGGAAUCAUGAAGAGACACAUCCGCUGCCACACAGGAGAGAGACCCUUCCCCUGUCCCAUGUGUGGGAAGAGGUUCACACGGCAGGAGCACCUCCGCACCCAUGCUCUUAGUGUUCACAGGCACUAUUGGCCAGUAUCAUGCAAGAGCUGCAGGCGAACGUUCACCGGGUCAAGCGUUUCACCGGGAUUGAGGCGCUUCGGCAUCUGCGACAGCUGCAACUGUGUGACCACAACUAAUGAGGACUCUGCCCCCGUUGACCCCUCCAGCCAGGUGGAGCCCAUGGUGCGUGGGGAUGGCAGCACAGACUGGUCAAGCUUUAUGGACGAUGUGGACGAGGUGGAGGUCGGUAGAGUGGAGGACUUGGUGGAGAAACAGAUGCUGGAAAGACAGCUGGCCGAGUGCUCAGAUGUCAAUCAUACACUGUAAAUUUACCAUCCUCUAGAAAUAAAAAGGGGCCUCACCUCCCUUACAUCGUUACUGCAAGGUGAUUUAUUUAUUCACUCAUUUGUUUUCAGAAUAUUGUGUCCAAAGCUGCCUGUCUGUGUGUACCAGUGUGAUUUGUCAGUAGCAGGAAACCUGCCCAGUAUUUGUGAAUUUAUAUGUAGGUGUAACUUUAAAUUUCAAACAUGUACCGUGCCAACAGAAAGUAUUCACACCCCUUUA